This is a messenger RNA of Miniopterus natalensis, 3901 nucleotides long. It is a transcript of the gene B4GALT4, whose product is annotated as beta-1,4-galactosyltransferase 4. Lineage: Eukaryota; Metazoa; Chordata; Mammalia; Chiroptera; Miniopteridae. Gene Ontology annotation, molecular function: galactosyltransferase activity. The record is from RefSeq and is a predicted model, not a curated record. Gene Ontology annotation, cellular component: Golgi apparatus. Gene Ontology annotation, biological process: carbohydrate metabolic process.
AUUGGACCAUAAUUUAUCUUUUUGAUAUUUUAUCUUCUAGAGCAGAGUUGGCCUUUCAACUCCGUGAGACUGCAGAAAGUUUCAUGAUCCAUGCUUUGAUCAAAUAAAAAAACAUCCGUUAAAGAGAAGUACUGAACUGUUUGACCACAUAAUCUUGGUGGAGGGGCAUACAACUAGCUCUGUUAUUAUAUUUUAUAUGCCUCUUGAUAGAAUAAGUAUUAGUAUCUACAUGAAAUUGAGUGUUAUUGAAUGUGUGCUUUCCCCAGAGAUGCAUGCAAGUGAUUUAGGAACUAACCAUGUCUUUGAAGGUUUUUAUUCAAAGUGAGAACAUCCAAAGCAAAUCAGUGGUGAUUUUCUUCUCUCUCUCUCUGUCUCUCUCUCUCUAAAGCUAUCAAUGAACAAUGGUUUCUCAAACCAACCUGGGUUCCUGUUGAAAAUAUGAAUUCCCUGGCCUCACUUCAAGCUUUUGAAAUAAAACUCUCUCGGGGUGGAGCUCAGGAACACUAAUUUCAAACACACACCAUGGGAUUCUCUGGCACUGAAAAUUAUUGAUAGCCUCUGAGGUUUUUCUUUGAGAUUUGGGGCUUUUUGGGGCCCCUUUAGAACAGAUUUCCUUGAAGGUUAUUUGAAUGAAUUGCUGCCCAACUUAUGUAACUGAAAGUUAUAAUCCCUGUCUAAAUUUUAAUGUAUUUUAAAGGAAAAUUAUGUGGUCAUUUUUGCCUGAAAAAACAUUGUUUGUGAUAAUAAAACCCCAUUUUAGAAAAAAUUAGAAGAUGCAGAAGAAACAAAAUUUCUUUAAUUCUGUAACGAAGAAACAACCAUUAGUGAUUCUUUCUGGCAUUUUAUAUGUAGAAGACAUGUACACCCCACACAUAUAGCAUAACUGAGAUUAUAUUCUAUGUACAAUUUUAUAUUCUGUUUUUUUUUUUUUAACUUAGCUGUCAUGAGCACUUUCCCAUGUAGUUAAGUUUUUUAAACACCAUUUUAAUGAAAGGACAUAUUCCAUCAUAUGGAGGUACUGUAAUUAAUUAAAUCAGCUCCCUAAUGUUAACACUGAUUCUUUUCAGUUUUUGUUUAUUUUAGUAAUGUUGGCUGAUGGAGUCAAAAGCUAUUCAAAUGCAUUUUUAAAAUCUAAUUUUCACAUAUCUGUACUGCUUUCCUUGCCAGGAAAAGUUGACGUUUCUGAAGGAUCUAUUGCAUUUCAGGCCCAUUCUCUUAUUUCAGUGGUUUUCAAACUUUAAUGCGUAUAAGAAUUACCUGAGGAGCUUGUUAAAAAUUUAUUUUCCCAAGUCCUAGGCCCAGCUGCUCUGAGAGUAGGGCCUAGGAAUAUGCAAUUUUAAUAAAUUCCCCUCUGUGUUAGAUAUAAGCACUCUUGGAACCACACUUUGGAAAAUGCUUUUUAAACAAAUGGCCAAACAGACUCAAAAAUGUAGGUCACUUGCCCAAAGCCACUUAUAUAUCUGUUCACAAUAUUUGAGUUCAGCUCUUCAUGACUUCAGAGCCUUUUUUUCCCAUUACCUCAGACCUCAAACCCUAAUGGCUGCAGAAAGGGAACCCUGACCCCACUGCAGAGUUCUGUAGGACAGCUGAAAAUGACACAUAAAUACACAUUGAACCUCCAUUAAAUUGCCUGGCAGAAGUUCCUAUGAAUUCUGUUACGCUGCAUAACAUAUACUGUGUAAAACAAUUUCAGUGCUUUGCUUAUUAAAUUUAGUUCAUGUUUCCUCACUGUUUUAUGACAACUCUUGCUGUAAAAUGGGUGAUACAGGAUCAUCUGGCAUCUCUUGCCCACAGGCGAGGACCCUGCUCCGUUGUGCUCUGUGGGUUCAGGGAGGAAGGAGCAGUCAAAGUAGAAACACCUUUCUCUGGAGUCAGGGAAGAGGAGCACUGCUUUGGAGCAUUCAGUGGCAGAGGAGUGGAAGAUGAGAUUGUCGGAGCAGAACCACUGAGCAGAAGCAGGCACUGUGUCAGUUGUCAUCGAGCACGCAAUCAGAUCGGAAGAGUUGAACUGGUAGCUUCCUGCUGGGAGUGAAGCCGAGUGAUCCAUCCUGCUCACAUAAUAAGACAUGGGCUUCCACAUGACUUUCUACCCUUCCUACAAAUUCCGGUUACUGUUGCUUUUUACUUUAUGCCUGACAGUGGUUGGGUGGGCCACUAGUAACUACUUUGUGGUUGCUAUUCAAGAGAUUCCUAAAGCUAAGGAUUUUAUUACUAAUUUCAAGAAGGCUGUGGUUUUGGGGAAGAAAGAAACUCUGAUUCAUGAAGCCUCUGUGAAAAGCCCAGACCUGGACAGCUGCCCCUCUGUCUCUCCACACCUCAGAGGUCAAGACAAGCUCAUUUUCAAACCAGAUCUUACUCUGGAAGACGUGCAGGCAGAAAAUCCCAAAGUACACAGAGGCCGGUAUCACCCUGAGGAAUGUAAGGCCCUGCAGCGGGUCGCCAUCCUCAUUCCACACCGGAACCGAGAGAGACACCUGACGUACCUGCUGGAGCACCUCCAUCCCUUCUUGCAGAGACAGCAGCUGGAGUAUGGCAUCUACAUCAUCCACCAGGCUGGAAGUAAAAAGUUUAAUCGAGCCAAACUCUUGAAUGUGGGCUAUAUAGAAGCUCUCAAGGAUGAAAAUUGGGACUGCUUUAUAUUCCAUGAUGUGGACCUGGUGCCCGAGAACGACCUGAAUCUUUACAAGUGUGAGGAUCAGCCCAAGCACCUGGUGGUGGGCAGGAACAGCACUGGGUACAGGUUGCGUUACAAUGGAUAUUUUGGGGGCGUCACUGCCCUAAGGAGAGAGCAGUUUUUCAAGGUGAAUGGAUUCUCUAACAACUACUGGGGCUGGGGAGGCGAAGACGAUGACCUCAGACUCAGGGUUGAGCUUCAUAGAAUGAAAAUAAUCCGACCAAUGCCCGAUGUGGGGAAAUACACAAUGAUCUUCCACACCAGAGACCAAGGCAAUGAGGUGAAUAUAGAACGGAUGAAGCUCUUACAUCAGGUGUCACGAGUCUGGAGAACAGAUGGGCUGAGCAGUUGUGUUUAUAAAUUACUGUCUGUGGAUUACAAUCCUUUAUAUAUCAACAUCACAGUGGAUUUCUGGUCUAACCCAUGACCCUGGAUUGUCUGGUGAUGUUCGGAAGAGCUGAAUAUUUGAUUGCAAUAGUUUUGGCCUAGAGACUUCCCCUAGUAGCACACAUUAAGAACUUGUUACAGCUAAUUACCAAGCUGAACUUUUCCUUUUUUGUAUUUUCUUAGCAGAGUUCCUGGUAAGAUGGAAUGUAAAACAGCUGUAACAAAACAGCUUUCUUAGUUGUUUUGAUCAUGAAGGUUAAAAUAUUGUAAUACGGAUACUCGAAGGACUGAAUAUGAAAGGAAGACUCAAAAGAUAUCAUGCAGGCUACUUGAGAACACUAAUUGAAGGAGAUUUAUUUAAGUUUGAAGUGAUACAUUGUGGGAUGAAAAAGGCCACAGGAAAUAAGAUUGGUGAAUAUCACGGAGAACCAGAAUUGUUCUCGGAGGGAGAAAGGUACGAAGAUGUAUUUCUCUUACUCAUUUAUCCUGCAUGGUCAUCUGUGAAGAGGUGGGUCCCACAUGAGAAGACAGCAGCAGAAGAGGGGAGAGAGUUGGAGAACCAAGAUGCAGCCAAUCUGUGAAUUGAAGAGGUGGUGGGAGGGCAGUGCCAGAUGGAGAAGCAGCCCGGUUGUGCUGGCUGCUGCUAAUGCUGUGCAGGUGGUGUCACCUGCCCGGACACGCCUUCCAGGAAGACCCCGGCAGAAAACGCAUUGUCUACUACUUUUUAAAUCAUUUUUGUAAAAUGAUUUUGUACAUGUAGCAUUUGAAUUAGCAGUUUGCAGAUUACAUAGUAACUAAUAAUACAUUGGAAAUACCUCUGCAGUAAAAUAUAAAAAAACC